Molecule: messenger RNA, 1842 nt
Organism: Enterospora canceri
Lineage: Eukaryota; Fungi; Microsporidia; Enterocytozoonidae
Source: the annotation of a GenBank genome assembly
AUGGCCAAGAACAGUGAUAAAAACAAGACAAACAGAAUUGCGAUAAUCACACCAGAAUUAUGUAAGCCAGAUAAGUGUGCACAUGAGUGUCGGAGACACUGUCCAGUAAACAGAAUAGGGAAGGUGUGUGUUGAGGUGAAGGCUGUCUCUGCGAUAGAGGAGUCUCUUUGCAUAGGAUGCGGCCACUGCGUGAAGAAGUGCCCAUUCAAUGCCAUUGUGAUCGUGAAUCUGCCUAGUGAGUUGAGCAAGGACUGUUCUCACCGAUACGGGGCAAACUCGUUCAAGUUGCACAGACUUCCGGUUCCGAGGCCAGGAAAGGUCCUUGGACUCGUUGGAACCAAUGGAAUUGGAAAGAGCACCGCCCUGAACAUUUUGAGUGGGAAAAUCAAGCCAAAUUUCGGCAGCUUUGAGAGCCCGCCUGAAUGGGCCGAGAUUCUCAGAAGUUACAGGGGUAGUGAGCUACAAGGGUAUUUUACCAGGCUGAUUGAGAAGAACCUGACUACGAGUACCAAAAUGCAGUACGUUGAUAAAAUACCAGCAAUAUUGGAGAAGAAGUUUGGUAGGAAGGAUGUUACGGUGGAUGAGAUGCUGGAGAACUACGAUGCAAGGGGAAUGAGGGAGCAUUACAGCAGGAAGUUUGAGAUUGGGAAGCUGGGAAGCAGAAGACUGCGAGACCUGUCUGGUGGAGAGAGACAGAGGUUUGCGCUGGCUGUGACGUGCAUGCAGAAGGCGGAUGUCUACGUCUUUGACGAGCCAACGAGCUUCCUGGACGUGAGGCAGAGGCUGACGGCAGCCAGGGAAAUAAGGCGACUUGCUGAGGAAGAUGGAAAGUACGUGAUUGUGGUAGAACACGAUUUGGCCAUUUUAGAUUUGAUGUGCGACUUUGGAUGCGUUCUCUAUGGCCAGGCAGGGGUGUACGGUGUCAUAAGUGCCCCAUUUUCAAUCAAGAACGCAAUCAACAUAUUUCUGGAUGGAUUCAUUCCUACUGAAAAUAUGCGAUUUAGGGCAAGUGCCCUCAAAUUCAACAUCCAGGACUUGGAUGAGCUUAGGAAGGUGAACAAGCAGCAGUUUCAGUACAACAGCUGCAUUAAGACGUAUCAGAGUGAGAAUGGCAGCACAUUCAGACUUGUGGUGGAAGCAGGGCACUUUUCAAAUUCUGAAAUUGUUGUUCUUUUGGGGGAGAAUGGAAUGGGGAAGUCGACGCUCGUUGGGCUGCUUAGCGGGGCCAUUGGCCCCGAUGGAGAGGGAAAUGGGCUCGGAGUCACCUCCUCUGUCUCGGUGAAGCCACAGAAAAUAAUGCCCAAAUUCAGGGGCACUGUCUCUGAUUUGUUUACGAAGAAGUUGAAGGGAAAGCAGCACGAUGCCACAUUCUGUAACGAGGUGAUCAAACCACUCAAAAUCGACUAUUUGAUGGAGAGUCAGGUUGAGUCUCUUUCUGGUGGAGAACUGCAACGAGUUGCAAUUGUGAUCUGUUUGGGGAAGGAGGCCGACCUCUACUUGAUUGACGAGCCAGCUGCCUUUCUUGAUUCUGAUCAGCGAAUUGCUGUCAGCAAAGUGAUCAAGAAAUUCGUAUACAGCAGAAACAGGGCAGCAUUCAUCGUAGAACACGAUCUGAUUGUUGGGACGUAUCUUGCUGACCGUGUUGUUGUCUUUGAUGGGAAACCAGGAAAGGAGGCCACUGCUAGUGCAUCAAUGGACGUCAAGGAUGGGAUGAAUGUCUUCCUCAAGCAACUGGAUGUGACAUUCAGAAGAGACCCAACCAACUUCAGGCCACGAGUCAACAAGCCCGAUAGUGCCAAGGACAGGGACCAAAAGGAAUCAAACAACUACUAUUACGCAUAG